UCCCACUUUCAAUAUUUGACUUGCUGUCAGACUUGUUUAAUAGUAACUGUCUUAAAAGUAUACGAAGCUUCAGCAGAAGCGAGGCUUUGGUAAAGAGUCUUACCAUCUUGUAGGAAACUGCCUUUUCAUUAAUGCAACAUUUCUGGCAAGAAAAUGAGACUAUUUUGAUACGCUUAUGUUGCAGCUGUCACAUACACAGGGGUUGUUUUAACGAUAACAAGGAAGUAGAGUCUGUUAGUUUUAAUAGGAAUACAAUGUACUGCUACAAUGGGACACACUUUUCUUUAAAAUUCAUUCUCUGAAAUAUUUACGGUCUAAAAACGUGUGAUACCUGAAAACCUAACAAUUUAUAACUUAACUUCAAUGUAAAACUAUUAACAAAUUCAACCCGGCCGUUUACCAGCUUUCUUCAUUUGUUUACAUUUGUUUUCUUCACUUUCUAGUUGUUGGUUUUUAUGUCUGCAUUUUAACUGGACCUAUACAGGGAAAAUAACAAAGUUGAUUUGACGUGUUGUGUUUCCAUAUAGACUGGUAGAACCCCCCUCCAUUUCGUAGUGUCGGAUGUAAAUGGCGAUGAAGAACUCAUGGAAAUGCUGUUGAAGCAUGGAGCAGACACAAAUCUAAGUGACUCUUUUGCUUUAACGCCACUUCAUCUGGCAGCCGAGAAAGGAAAUUUAAGGGCUGUGAAGAAACUCGUUGAGAAUCCUUACAGUCCAGCUGAUCGCAACAAACGAAACCGAAGUGAUGAAAUACCUGCUCAAGUAGCUGAGAGCAAGCAACAAGAAAAUGUUUUGAAGUACCUCUUGAAUGAUGAUGCAUACGAAGUAGAUGUCAGCUCUGAUGGUGAUGUCGUGAACGUUUCAUCAAGUACAGGUUCAUCUGUCACCGUCAACUCCCCGGGUGGAACUGUGCACAUCAUGGUGGGCGACAGCAGUACAAUGAAUGUUAACAAAUGAAUGGAAACUAGAGUCACGUGUGUCCCACUUUGGAAAGACACAAUACUUGUAACGAGGGUAGCAAUCUAACAGCUUCAUGCCUGCCGGAAGAAAUGAACGAUGAGUCACGAGCAUUCAGUUCUUUUGCCUUUAGGACUAUAGAGUGUCCUAGUACAUAGACGAGUCUUUCCCAGUAGCAAAAGUAUAGUAGCAAAUCUGCAAUGAAAACGUGAAAGGCUUGGACGAUGGAUAGAACGUAAACGUUAAGGGGAGGAGCUUUUAAUUCAGAGUUUCCUUCACCCGGGUUCUGGUUUAAGUCCUGGACACAGUCUGCAACAAUGUGCGCCAGCUAUCAAGCAUAAAUGACGGCUGUUUUCUACUUUUUCUCUUUGAGGAGCAAGUUUAAAGAUACUCGCAUCAAGUUGUUUGGGAUAAAGCCUGGAUAUCCAAACCUAGUAGGAAAGGUUUUAGUGGUGCAUCUAGACACCAUGCCAUUAAUAUACAUUGCACGGAACACUCAGCGUCUUUAUUCUCUUUGUGUCCAGAGGUUUUGUAGGCAUACACUAGGGGACAUGUGGCGGGGGCAGUUUCGGGCCUCGUGUGACAUGCCGUUGUAAAGAAUAAGUUCUGCUGCGUGAUCAAACCUUUGUCCCAACGACAGGUUGUACGAAACUCAGUAGGUUUAAAUCCGUGAUGCAUCCAUGAUGCAGUGACAAAAUGACCGCAAUUUUCAAAGUCGCAUCGUGUGCACUGGUCUUGCAAACUAAACUGUACACUACAACACGUUUAUAUGCCUCAAUCCGUUUUGUGUGCACCAGCUGGCGUACUAUCCCUACAACAUGCGUCCUAUGUAUACAGGCGAAAACCGACUUCCAGAAUAUGAAAGUACUGUGCAAUAGCUCAGUUUCCUUUGAAUGGUCACACACUAGGGUUUCAUCUACAGACUUAAAAAGUUUUAACCUAGAACUAUCUUCCACAAUAUAAUAAAAUCUUCCACAAUACAUUCCACAGUACUACAUGAAAGUAAUGCUCGGUAGCUUUCGUUUGAAUGGUCACACAUUAGGGUUUUAUCAACAGACUUAAAAGCUAGAACCACCUUGUACAGCAUAAUAAAACAAUACCACAUGAAAGUACUGCUCAGUAGCUUUCGUUUAAAUGGUUACACGCUAAGCUCUUGUCACAGACAUAAAAUUCGUACCUGCGUUUCAAAAUAGCGUAAAAACAGAACAUUGUAAAAUUCUGACCAAUAGCCCUGUUCACGGAUAAUUUUUCUCAUUUGCAUUACAAUGUAAUCCAACGUGGAUGCGAGGCAAUUUCGGGCUAAAACUAUAAAAUAGCC
Molecule: messenger RNA, 2274 nt
Organism: Orbicella faveolata
Lineage: Eukaryota; Metazoa; Cnidaria; Anthozoa; Scleractinia; Merulinidae
Product: cyclin-dependent kinase 4 inhibitor B-like
Biological process (GO): cellular response to tumor necrosis factor
Cellular component (GO): cytosol
Molecular function (GO): NF-kappaB binding
Source: RefSeq, a predicted model, not a curated record